Molecule: messenger RNA, 760 nt
Organism: Vidua chalybeata
Lineage: Eukaryota; Metazoa; Chordata; Aves; Passeriformes; Viduidae
Gene: AKAP14
Product: A-kinase anchoring protein 14
Exons: 6
Coding region: 168-692 (174 amino acids)
Cellular component (GO): cAMP-dependent protein kinase complex
Molecular function (GO): protein kinase A regulatory subunit binding
Source: RefSeq, a predicted model, not a curated record
CGGCGGGGACAGCGCCGGGCCCGGGCGCAGCUCCCCGGGCUCCGACACAACCCCCCGGGACCGGAGCGCCCCGGGCGGCCCCCGCCGCGCCUGGGGACCCCCGGCCUGGCCGGGGCAGCGGGCGAGAAGCAGCCGCCGCCCCGGGAGCGCCCAGCGGGGUGAAGCCAAUGGACGAGGAAAAGGAAGAAGCUGCCAGUGAGGAAAAAGAUCACAUCCCCCAGGAAGAUGAGAGAAGCAGUACAGAGGAAUGUCUUCCAGAGGCCAAGGAAAAAGAGAAAGAAAACAAGCAUGUCAUCAAAAAUAUCCCGUGGACCACAGCCAAGAACUUCACAGUAGAGAGAGGACAGCAGCAAAUUGAAGAACUAAUUUCUACAUGGGACAUUCAUGAAAGCUGGCGUCACCACUCAGAAUUUCUCGAGGAAGAAGAACUUAAGGACAGCAAGAGGUACCAUUACAGAGCUUGCUGGGCUCUCCCAACACGCAGAAAACCCAUCCCACGAGCAACAGCGAGUGUCUAUUUCGUUAUAGUGAUCUCCAAAUUCAAACCUGACACUGCACCUGUGGAGGUGUUCUACAGACUGGAGUCCAGCAGGCUGAUUCGGAGGCCAGAACAGUGUCAAUUUAGAGAAAAGUGGCUUCAGGACAUAACUGAAAAUAAAAUCCUGUGUGCAGAAAGACUUGCUUCCCAAUGAGCAGCUCCAAUUCACCAUUACCAAUACUCUGUUGUGGAGAACCAAAUAAACAUGAAGGAAAAAAAGUU